Molecule: messenger RNA, 3253 nt
Organism: Lates calcarifer (barramundi perch)
Lineage: Eukaryota; Metazoa; Chordata; Actinopteri; Centropomidae
Gene: laptm4b
Product: lysosomal protein transmembrane 4 beta
Exons: 7
Coding region: 299-976 (225 amino acids)
Cellular component (GO): lysosomal membrane
Source: RefSeq, a predicted model, not a curated record
GCUUUUUCCAUCCAUCAACAUCCACCAUCCAGUCCUCGGAGCUUGGUCAAAAUCCUCCUGCGGUCACGUGACUCCGGGAUGAGCCAGAUUAACGGCUCCCUGUUUUGCCAGGAGUCCACUUGCUGAAACAGGCGAACAUCGGUUCAAACGCACGCUGGAUGUGGCCGUCCUAGCACCAAGGACGUCGACUAUCCUGUCUUCUCUUUUUUUUUUCUUCCCGGACAUUGUACACUUGAAUAAUUCAUUUUUUAAAAGGCAGCAUUCAUGAAAUAGCUUGAAAACCGUAGCAGGUUAAAAGAUGAUUUCGCCGUGGGACCGGUGGUACUCGACGAGCUGCUGCCUUUGCUGCCAUGUACGGACGGGCACCAUUAUUCUGGGAAUAUGGUAUAUGCUCAUCAAUGCAGUGGUCUUACUCAUCUUGCUGUCUGCUCUCAAUGACCCAAUUCAGUACCGAUACCACCUUACCAGCUCCGAGCUGGGAACUGACAUUGAUGUCAUGGACGAUGCAAAUAUCUGCAUAGCCACUGCAAUAUCCCUACUCAUGAUUCUUAUAUGUGGUAUGGCAACCUAUGGUGCUUACAAGCAACACGCUGCUUGGAUCAUUCCAUUCUUCUGCUACCAAAUCUUCGACUUUGCCCUUAACACACUGGUAGCUAUUAGCGUGGUGGUUUAUCCCAACACAGUGCAGGACUACCUCCAGCAGCUGCCGGGGACAUUCCCUUACAAGGAGGACAUCAUGUCCACCAACAACAUGUGCCUAGUUUUCGCAGUCCUCCUCUUCAUUGGCUGCAUCCUCUCCUUCAAGGCCUACCUGAUUGGCUGCGUGUGGAACUGCUACAGAUACGUGAGUGGCAGGGGCACCACAGAGGUCCUGGUUUAUGUCACCACCAAUGACACCACGGUUCUGCUGCCACCAUACGAGGAAGCCAUUGCCAUCCCACCCAAGGAGCCUCCUCCCCAGUAUAUGGAGGCAUGAGAGCCGUCCUCACUGCUGGAUCCUAUACCCCAAACACCCCCAAAUACCCCUUACUCCCCCCUCCCCCCUCCCAACACUUACCACAUCGGUCUCCAACAGUAGGACACUGACUCUGGCUGGAACAUGUUGACAAACCAAGGCAAAACAAUGUCAUAGAUGCUGGUUUCAGCUUGGAUUCCUGCCAGCUGUAUAUUAGAUUAGGCUGAUCCUGAGCCAGUUUUGCCCAUCAGCCCCACCCCACCCCACCCCCCACAAUCACCCCUGGUUGUUGUGACGUAUUGUCCUCCCCCUCUCGUCUCUUCUGUCCUCCUCAAAGGACAAUAUCUCUGCAACUUCUGAGACCGCUAUCCCCGACCAUCAGCAAUGACAGCCCCUCCCUGUUGGCAGCUGCUCAUCCACCCUGGUAGCAUUUUAACUCUUACACGCCCUGAACACUCUGUCCCGACUUAAUUUGCACUUUUCUUUGAGUGAAACGUGCACCCACCAGUCCGGCCACCAACUGUUAACCUUCCCAAUACUGUGAAUCUCCCUCAUGGUCUUUGUCUAGAAACAAAAACUACCUGAAGAGAGAUAGCGACAAAGAGAGAGAGAGAGAGAGAGAGAGAGAGAGAGAAGGAAAGCGACAUACGUGAUCAGUUAUGCAAGAGCACUUUUUUCAGAAAUUGACAAAUUUCCUUCAUUGAAUGUAAUGUUGGGGUAUUUUUGUAUGAUCUUUUUGUAUAACAGUAAAAAAAAACUGAGAGAAAAAGAAGUGAAUAGCGAAAGACUGUCCUGCUGUGAUUAUAUAUCAUCUGUGUAUCGAUGUAGCUCGUCCUGCAGGAAAUCGUUUUGAAAAAGGUUCCUCGACCAAUAACAACUACGUCUUCCUUUUGUGUCCAUGUAUCACACUGUCUCACUGUUCACCCAUUGAUUUCAGUCCAGUCACAGUUUAUUCCAGUUUGCCUUCCUGCCCCCUUUUCCUGACAUGAACUCCGAGAUCUCAAAAGACUGGCAUUAAUGUAAUGAAGCACUUAUCACAAACCAUACAUGCUUUACACAGUCACACACUACAGAUUCACAUCCAAACAGGCAAUACACGUCAAAAGUAAAAAGUGUUAACGUGUGGAAAUGUUUCAGCUGAGAUGUCUGUUUUGUGUUUCCACCGGGUUGCAGAUGCAACAGCAUUGACUGUGACUUUAUUGUUUGUUUGUUUGUUGUUUUUUUUUUAACAUGGAUUACAGUGUAUAAUCUAAUGUUUGAGUUGAGCUAACUUAGCUGGACUGAGGGGCAUUUUCCUAUAAAGACGCCGUGACGUGCUGCAGUACAUGCAGAGACUGUAUGCGUGUGUAUGUUUGUGCGAUUGUGUGUAUCCGCUUGCCUGCGCGCUGUGUGUGGCAUUAUGAUGUAACUUCUAGGUCCUUUAUAUGUAGGAACAUGUCUUUUUUUUUUUCUUUUUGCACAUGCAGUGAUAUCAUGUUGAGAUAUUUUCUGUGCUUGUGACCUUUUUGACAUUGAGGAUGGAUGGGGAUAUAAAGCAUUGAUUUAGCAUUGCAGAAUAGCACAAAAUCAAUAAUAUAUGAAGCUAGUUAAACAGUGUAAAUGCUUGUCUUUUGCCUAGAACUGUUCAGGCAAUCAGUUGAGCAUUAUUAGAAACAAGAAUGGAACAAAUAAUAAUCCUGUUCUUUCCCAUAAUUCCCAAGUAGUAUUUGUUAUCAACUUAAAAAAGAACACAAUAAACCAGAGUUACAGACUAUGCAAUAGUGCAUUCAAUGACUUGUUAGAUGUGGAAAUACACAUACCAUGACGUAGUGUUCCAUUUGAUACUAUUACUGUAGUUGAUAAUAUAGCCCUUUGUUGGUCCCUUCAUCAUCGUCCCCGUGUGAAGUAUGACCACUGCUUCUGCAAAUCCAACAAAGCUGAAAAUGAAAUUGCACUUUAAAUGUCAGCGUGAGCUCACUGCAAACCAAUGUGUUUGUGUUUUCUUCAUCUUUACCAUGCUAUGCUGCAGUUAAGUGGUUCUAAUAACGAUUGGCCGUCCACACCUGGACGAUACGAGCUCAAGCAAAUCAAUAUUUACACUGUGCGAUGAGACUGAAAAGCUGCAGAGCCGAUGGAUUCUCACGUGAUUCUGAGCCGAUUCGAGGAAAAAAAAACUUGUGUCUGGACGAGUGGACGGCUGAUGCCUCAUUUUAUUAGAAUCACUUGACUGUUCUCCAUCGCUUUUCAAUCACACACAUCUUCUUGUUGGAUCUGCAUGAGCUCAUGUCUUCAAUUCUGAAUAAUAAAAAGCAAAAUCUA